AACAAAAGAAGAAGAAGGAGGUUGCGAAGUAUUGUUUUGCCUGUGCGGACUCUACCAAGCGUUUUCCCUGUUUCAUUGCCUUGUUUUGUUAUUUCCAUGGUCAUUGUUUUGUUUCAUAGUCAUAGUUUUGCCUUGUUUUCAUUGCCAUAGUUUUUGUGUGGUUUCAUUGCCUUGUUCAUUUGUUACUUUGGACUGCUCACUGGUAUUUUGACGUUCUGCCUGUUUAUAGGAUUACGUUCUUGUCUUGUUAUCUGUUCACACUUCUGACGAGUCCCCUUACGCACAUCUACUCUGAGAUCUUCAAGCUCUACAGAACAUCUGCAGAUUCUUUCUGUCAUUGUGAAGAAACAUCUUGAAGAAUGAGAAGCCUGAUGUCUGUGCUGUUCCUGGUGAUCUUCUGCUCUGUGCAGAUGACUAGUGCUUCUGAAGCAGCUAAUACACCACCAGAGUGCUGUGUAGAGUUCUCUAACGUGAAAAUUCCUGUGAAACUGGUGGCAUCUUACUCCUGGACCAACAGCAACUGUCCCAAACGUGCUAUUGUGUUUAAGACAAGUGCAGGGAAAAAGUUCUGUGUAGAUCCUGAGAUCACCUGGGUGAGCCACCAUGUUAAUAAAGUGGACAAAAGAACAACAGUGGACAAAAGCCACACUGUUUCUAUUUGAACUGUGCAUUUCAUAUUGUAUAUUCAAACCUUGUACUAUUUCCAAUGUGUAUAUGAAAUAUUUUAUUUACAGAAUAGUUUAUGUGAUUGGAUUCAGCUGUUUUAAUAAUAAAUUU
Molecule: messenger RNA, 777 nt
Organism: Labeo rohita (rohu)
Lineage: Eukaryota; Metazoa; Chordata; Actinopteri; Cypriniformes; Cyprinidae
Product: monocyte chemotactic protein 1B-like
Exons: 3
Coding region: 360-662 (100 amino acids)
Biological process (GO): positive regulation of ERK1 and ERK2 cascade; monocyte chemotaxis; chemokine-mediated signaling pathway
Cellular component (GO): extracellular region
Molecular function (GO): CCR chemokine receptor binding; chemokine activity
Source: RefSeq, a predicted model, not a curated record